This is a messenger RNA of Arvicanthis niloticus (Nile rat), 2439 nucleotides long. RefSeq names its product sterile alpha motif domain containing 1 (gene Samd1). The record is from RefSeq and is a predicted model, not a curated record. Lineage: Eukaryota; Metazoa; Chordata; Mammalia; Rodentia; Muridae. Gene Ontology annotation, molecular function: protein binding; DNA binding.
CCUCGCAUCCCCGGCCCCGCGCGCGCCCAGCAGAAGCGGGGCUGUUGUGUGCGUGCGUGCGAGUGAGUGAGUGUGUGCAUAUUUUUUUCCUCUUUUCUUUCUCUCUCACUAUUUUUUUUUCUGUCUCUCUCGCGCGCUCUCCUCUCUCUCGCUUGCUUUUUUUUUUUUUUUUUUUUUUUUUUUUUUUUUUGCGAAGAAACAGCAGCGCCGCCGCCGCUCCGCCGAGGCGCUGCGCCCCCCGGGGGGAGGCGGAGGAGGCGGGCAGCGGCGGAGGGAGGGGAGCGGGGAGGGGGCGCCGCGCUGGGAGGGAGGCAGCGCGCACCGUGCAGCCGGGCCGGGCGGGAGGCAUGGCGGGGCCCCCGGCCCUACCCCCGCCGGAGACGGCGGCGGCCGCCACCACGGCGGCCGCCGCCUCGUCGUCCGCCGCUUCCCCGCACUACCAAGAGUGGAUUCUGGACACCAUCGACUCGCUGCGCUCGCGCAAGGCGCGGCCGGACCUGGAGCGCAUCUGCCGGAUGGUGCGGCGGCGGCACGGCCCGGAGCCGGAGCGCACGCGCGCGGAGCUCGAGAAACUGAUCCAGCAGCGCGCCGUGCUCCGGGUCAGCUACAAGGGGAGCAUCUCGUACCGCAACGCGGCGCGCGUCCAGCCGCCCCGCCGCGGAGCCACCCCACCCGCCCCGCCGCGCGUCCCCCGCGGGGGCCCCGCCGCGCCGCCGCCCACGCCCGCCCCGCCGCCCGCGCCCGUCGCCGCCCCGACCCGGGCGCCCCGCGCGGCCGCCGCCACAGCGCCCCCUUCUCCCGGCCCCGCGCAACCGGGUCCCCGGGCGCAGCGGGCCGCGCCCCUGGCCGCGCCGCCACCAGCGCCCGCCGCGCCCCCGGCCGCGGCGCCCCCAGCCGGCCCGCGCCGUGCACCGCCGCCCGCCGUCGCCGCCCGGGAGCCGCCGGCGCCGCCACAGCAGCAGCAGCCGCCACCGCCGCAGCCACAGCCGCCGCCGGAGGGGGGCGCGGCGCGGGCGGGCGGCCCGGCGCGGCCCGUGAGCCUGCGGGAAGUCGUGCGCUACCUCGGGGGCAGUGGCGGCGCCAGCGGCCGCCUCACCCGCGGCCGCGUGCAGGGGCUGCUGGAAGAGGAAGCGGCGCGAGGCCGUCUGGAGCGCACCCGCCUGGGAGCGCUCGCGCUACCCCGCGGAGACAGGCCGGGACGAGCGCCGCCGGCCGCUAGCGCACGCGCGGCGCGGAGCAAGAGAGGUGGAGAAGAACGGGUGUUUGAGAAAGAAGAGGAAGAUGAUGAUGAAGAGGAGGAGGAGGAAGAGGAGGACAAUGUAUCUGAGGGCUCAGAAGUGCCCGAGAGUGACCGCCCCGCAGGUGCUCAGCACCACCAGAUUAAUGGAGAGCGGGGCCCUCCGAGUGCUAAGGAGAGGGUCAAGGAGUGGUCGCCCUGUGGACCCUACCAGGGCCAGGAUGAAGGGCGGGGACCAGCACCUGGCAGCUGCACACGCCAGGUGUUCUCGAUGACAGCUACGAAUAAAGAAGGGGGAUCAGCUUGUGUUGCAGCUGCUCCAGAUUCUCCAUCUCCUGUGCCUUUGCCUCCAGGAAAACCAGCCCUACCUGGGACUGAUGGGACCCCUUUUGGCUGUCCUUCUGGGCGCAAGGAGAAGCCAACGGACCCUGUGGAGUGGACAGUCAUGGAUGUGGUGGAGUACUUCACCGAGGCAGGCUUCCCAGAGCAGGCUACUGCUUUUCAAGAGCAGGAAAUUGAUGGCAAGUCUUUGUUGCUCAUGCAACGGACAGAUGUGCUCACUGGUCUGUCCAUCCGCCUGGGCCCAGCCCUGAAGAUCUACGAGCACCACAUCAAGGUGCUUCAGCAAGGCCACUUUGAGGACGAUGAUCCUGAUGGCCUUCUAGGCUGAGCGCCCGGCCUUGUCCCCACCCCAACCAGUCCAGAGUCCACCCAUGGUGGCCCCAUCGUCCAGAAGCUGGACAUGGGGACACUCGACCUUCCUAACAGACUCCAGUGAGGGGAUGCCCUUCUCCAUUUGCCCUUUUCUCACACCCCUGACCUUAGUUCACCCCUCUCCACAGCAGUGGAGUGUGGGGUAGGAGGACUUGGUUGGCUCAUUUACCAGGGGUCACCCUUUCUCCCCAAACCAGGACAUUUUUGAAAAACAAAAAACAGGGGAGCUUCCUGUGGCCCCAAACCCCUCUUCAGUUCAGCCAGAUGUAUCUUAUAUGUGUUUUGUUCUGCCUAUUCAUCCUGGUGGUGGUUUUUCCUCGUCCCACCACCCCCAUGUCCUCCCCAUUGACCCCCAGCUUUUGGGGAACAGGUGAGGUAAGGGACCUUGGGUCCUCUUCUUCCCUUUCUGUCUGUCUACUAUUGUUCCACCUGGCUGUAUUGCUUUUUAAUAUUGCACCGAAGGUUUUUUAAAUAAAACUUUAAAAAAA